AUGGAACUGGAUGUACAUGAUGCCUUGGAAAGCCUGGACAGAGUGGUCGAUUUGGCCAAUCAGGUCGAAGGAGCGCUAAAAGAAAAUAAAGUAAAUUUACUGCCAGUAAAAGCAAAAGCUGAAUCAUUGGAACGAGAUAUCAGCGCGAUAGAUGAGGUUCUCGAUCAGCUUGCUGCUCGUGAUCUGUCGGAACCUGCUAUUGCUAAUGCUACCCAACGUGAUUUGCUGGAUCGUCAGGCCCAACUGGACCAGCUACAGCGACGAAGUGAUGACCUGCAUAGCUGCCUACCGGAGGCAUCAGCGAACCAACCAAAUACAAUGCUCGAUAAAAUACAGGAUAAAGUACGCGAUCUGGAAGAGAAAAUUGGCGCAUCAAUCAGACGAAGUGCCGAGAAGUCGCCGUCGAAACGUAUGUCCUUAACGGAGCAAAAAGAAUCGGACGCGAUUUCCAUCGCAAGCACAGGUGGACAGUCUCUAGCACUGGAAGUACAGGUUUGUUUUCCGUAUUUUUAG
This is a messenger RNA of Gongylonema pulchrum, 513 nucleotides long. The record is from the annotation of a GenBank genome assembly. NCBI's taxonomy places the organism in Eukaryota, Metazoa, Nematoda, Chromadorea, Rhabditida, Gongylonematidae.